UCCUCCUCCUCCUCCGUGGCAGGCGUCCACCUUUCCUUCCCUCCACCGCCGCCGUUUCGUAACCGCUUACGAGAGACCAGUCGGGAGCAGCCCUCUCUUAAGGAGCGCGGUUGGCGGGAGGCGCUCCCCACUCCGAGAAGGCGAGGCUGCCCCGACGGAAGGGACGGACCUGCCCGCAUCAGCAGCAGCACCAGUCUCACUAACCCUAAGCAGGAGGAGGAAGAGGAGGAGGAAGAGGCUCUUCUGCUCCCAAAGUCGCCCUCCAGGAUUUGCCGGAGGGACUGGCUUUCAUCUCCAUCCCCUGAAAGAAUCCUUCAUGUGGUUGUGAUCCAAAACAGCAGCAAUGAAGAUAAGGCUCUCUGCCAUAGCAGUUGCUGCCCUUUGUACAGCUCUUCUACUCUGCUCGAUAGAGGCUGAAGUUAAUCCGCCAUCAGACUUGAAAUUUAAAAUUAUAGAUGAACGUACUGUUCAGAUGACAUGGACGAGGCCAUCUGACGCAAUAGAAGGUUACAGGAUAACAGUGACCCCUACAACUGAUGGACCUUCUAGAGAAUUUACUCUAGCACCCAGUUCUACUGAAACAUUACUAAGAGACCUCACAGCUGAUAUUGAAUAUCUUGUAACAAUAAGUUCAUAUGACAACAUAGAAGAGAGUAUAUCAGUCUCUGGACAACUUACAAUCCAAACAGGUGGUUUAAUAACAACAGGAGAAAAGAAGAUUGAAGAAAUUCAGUUACAAAGAUGUUCCCUUAGUGCUGUUACAGACCUCGUUUUUCUUGUUGAUGGGUCUUGGAGUGUGGGCAGAAACAACUUCAAAUACAUAUUGGAUUUUAUUGUUGCACUGGUAUCAGCUUUUGAUAUUGGAGAAGAUAAGACAAGAGUUGGAAUAGUACAGUACAGCUCUGAUACAAGGACUGAGUUCAACUUGAAUCAGUAUUACAGACAGAGGGACCUCAUUGAAGCAAUAAAAAACAUACCCUACAAAGGAGGCAAUACAAUGACAGGAGAAGCAAUUGAAUAUUUGAUGAGGAAUACAUUCGUUGAAUCUGCUGGGUCAAGAAAAGACUUUCCCAAAGUGGCAAUUAUAAUUACGGAUGGAAAGUCACAGGAUGAAGUAGAAAUUCCUGCAAGAGAACUUCGUGCUGCAGGAGUUGAAGUAUUUUCCUUGGGGAUCAAGGCAGCAGACGCUAAAGAACUGAAGUUAAUUGCAUCUCAGCCCUCACUGACGCAUGUAUUCAAUGUGGCCAACUUCGAUGGCAUUGUGGAUAUACAGAAUGAAAUAGUCUCACAAGUCUGUUCAGGUGUUGAUGAACAGUUGGGUGAACUUGUUAGUGGAGAAGAAGCUAUUGAACCUCCUGCAAACCUUGUCGCUACACAAAUCUCAUCGAGAUCAAUUAGAAUCACUUGGUCUCCAUCUCCCAGUGAAAUAACUGGCUACAAGAUAGACAUGAUUCCCAUGUUAGCUGGUGUCAAACAACAGUCACUGAGCGUGGGACCUCAAACCACUGCUUUUAAUGUAAAAGACCUUUCUGCGGACACAGAAUACCAAAUUAAUGUGUAUGCAAUGAAAGGACUAACUCCCAGUGAGCCAAUAACUAUAAUGGAAAAAACACAGCCUGUCAAAGUCCAAGUGGAAUGUUCAAAAGGAGUGGAUGUCAAAGCUGAUAUUGUGCUGCUGGUUGAUGGCUCCUACAGUAUUGGCAUUGCUAAUUUUGUUAAAGUAAGAGCAUUUUUGGAAGUGUUAGUUAAAAGCUUUGAAAUCUCACCUGAGAAAGUCCAAAUAAGUCUUGUCCAGUAUAGCAGAGAUCCUCAUACGGAGUUUACUUUGAACAGAUACAACAGAAUUGACGAUAUAAUUCAGGCUAUUAACACCUUCCCUUACAGAGGUGGAUCUACAAACACAGGCAAAGCAAUGACUUACGUAAGGGAAAAAAUCUUUGUUACAGGCAGAGGUGCAAGACCAAAUGUGCCCAGGGUCAUGAUUUUAAUUACUGAUGGGAAAUCAUCAGAUGCUUUUAAAGAUCCUGCCAUAAAACUCAGGAACUCUGAUGUAGAAAUAUUUGCAGUUGGUGUUAAGGAUGCUGUACGGACAGAACUGGAAGCAAUCGCUACACCACCUGCAGAAACCCACGUGUAUACAGUGGAAGACUUUGAUGCUUUCCAAAGAAUAUCAUUUGAGCUCACACAGUCCGUCUGCCUACGAAUUGAACAGGAACUUCGAGAGAUUAAGAAGAAAUCUUACUUACCUGCAAGAAAUCUACAAGUUUCCGAAGUGGGUUCUUACAGCUUCAGAGUUACUUGGUCUCCAGCAGGACCUGAAGUUUUGUCUUAUCUUGUCAAGUAUAAAGUGGCUGUUGAUGGAGAGGAAUUCAUGGUUUCUGUACCAGCUCCAGUUACUAACACAGUUCUUACUAAUUUACUACCAAAAACCACAUAUGCUGUCAGUGUAAUUGCAGAAUAUGAAGAUGGUGAUGGCCCUCCAUUGGAUGGGGAGGAAACAACUUUAGAAGUCAGGGGAUCACCACGAAAUUUAAGAAUAACAGAUGAAACAACAGAUAGCUUUAAAGUUGGAUGGUCACCAGCUCCAGGGAAUGUUCUGAGAUAUAGGCUUGCAUAUAGACCAGUUGCUGGUGGUGAGAGAAGACAAGUAACAGUCUCAGCAAAUGAAAGAGCAACAACUCUACAGAAUCUGAAGCCAGAUACAAGAUAUGAAGUCUCUGUUACUGCUGAAUACCAGUCUGGAGUAGGAAAUCCAUUAACUGGGCAUGGAAAAACUGAAGAAGUUCUGGGAAGACCAAGAGACUUGAAAGUUUCUGAUCCUACAACAUCCUCAUUGAAGCUAUCCUGGAAUUCAGCACCUGGCAAAGUACAACAGUACCUUGUAACAUAUACUCCAGCAACAGGAGGAGACACUAAAGAAGUGACUUUAAGAGGAGAUACUACCACUACUGUUCUCAGAGACUUGGAGCCAGGAACAAGAUAUGGUUUAUCUGUGACUGCCCUUUAUGCAUCAGGAGCAGGGGAUGCUCUUUCUGGACAAGGAGACACACUUGAAGAACGUGGUUCUCCUCGUGACUUGGUUACUAGAGAUAUAACUGAUACCACAGUUGGUGUGUCAUGGACAGCAGCUCCAGGAUCAGUUAAUCGUUACAGAAUUGUAUGGAAGUCACUUUAUGGUGAUGACUCUGGAGAGACCACAGUUCCUGGAAAUAUAAUAAAUACUGUACUAGAAAACCUUCAGCCUGAGACUAGGUAUAAGAUUUCAGUCUUGGCUUCUUACAGAAGUGGAGAAGGAGCUCCUUUGGAGGGAGAAGCGACAACAGAAGUCUCACCAAGCGCGAGGACUCUGAGAGUGGAUGAUGAAAAAGAGACCUCAAUGAGAGUUUCUUGGCAAGCUGCUCCUGGAAGAGUUAUCAGCUAUCGUGUAGUUUACCGACCUCGCAGAGGAGGAAGGCAAAUGGUCACAAAAGUGCCACCUUCAUCCACCACAACAGUAUUGAAGCGCCUCCAGCCUCUGACUACAUAUGACAUCUCCGUCAUCCCAAUGUAUAAGACUGGUGAAGGAAAACACAGACAAGGCGAAGGAACAACAGCUUCCCCAUUUAAACCACCUAGAAAUUUGAAGACAUCUGAUUCUACAAUGUCAAGCUUUCGUGUCACCUGGGAACCAGCCCCAGGGGAAGUCAAAGGUUACAAAGUAACUUUUCACCCAAUGGGAGAGGACAGACGCCUUGGAGAAUUAGUUGUUGGUCCAUAUGACAAUACAGUUGUAUUGGAGGAGCUCAGGGCAGGUACUUCCUAUAAAGUGAAUGUUUUUGGAGUGUUUGAAGGAGGCGAAAGUAUGCCAUUGAUAGGAGAAGAAAUGACCACCCUUUCAGAUGCCACUGUGGUGCCAAUUUUAUCUACAGGCUUGGAAUGUAAGACUAGAGCCGAAGCAGAUAUUGUCUUGCUUGUGGAUGGCUCGUGGAGUAUUGGUCGUCCAAAUUUUAAAACAGUCCGCAGCUUCAUCGCUCGCAUUGUUGAAGUGUUUGAUAUUGGUCCUGACAAAGUACAGAUUGGUCUUGCACAGUAUAGUGGAGACCCUAGAACAGAAUGGCAGCUCAAUUCACACAAAACCAAGCAAAGUUUAAUGGAUGCUGUGGCCAACUUGCCAUACAAAGGAGGCAACACUUUAACAGGAAUGGCUUUGAAUUUCAUUUUAAGAAAUAAUUUCAAACCAGAAGCUGGCAUGAGGCCCGGAGCUCGCAAAAUUGGAGUCCUGAUUACUGAUGGCAAAUCACAAGAUGACAUUGUUGCUCCUUCACAAAGACUGAAGGAUCUGGGAGUAGAGCUUUAUGCUGUUGGUAUCAAGAAUGCAGAUGAGAAUGAGUUAAAACAGAUUGCAUCAGAUCCAGAUGAAACCCACGCAUACAAUGUUGGAGAUUUCACUCUCCUUGUUAAUAUUGUUGAUGACCUCACUGUUAAUUUGUGCAAUAGUGUCAAAGGCCCAGGUGAUUUGGCCCUACCACCCACUAAUCUAGUGACCUCAGAGGUGACCCCUCGUUCCUUCAGAGUUUCUUGGACUGCACCGGCAGAGAGUGUUGAUAGGUACAGGGUUGAGUAUUAUCCUGCUGCUGGAGGGACGCCACAAGAGGUCUUUGUCAGUCGAUCAGAGACUACUACUGUUCUGACUGGCCUCAAGCCUGAAACAGAGUAUGUUGUGAAUGUAUUUUCUGUUGUUGAAGGAACCAACAGUGAACCUCUAAAGGGCACAGAAACAACUUUGGCAAUCCCUACAGUUAGAAACCUGAAUGCUUAUGACAUUACCUCAACCACAAUGCGAGUGCGAUGGGAACCUGUCAGUGGAGCUAGUGGCUAUGUGUUGUUGUAUGAACCCGUCAAUGCCACAGUGCCAGCAACAGAAAAAGAGAUGCGUCUUGGAGCAUCAGUAAAUGAUAUCCAGCUGGUUGAUUUGAUUCCCAACACUGAAUACACUUUAACAGUUCAUGCAAGUUUUGGAGACCUCAUUGGUGAUCCACUCACCACUCAGGAAGUCACAUUGCCCCUGAGCGGAGCGAAAAGCUUAAAUAUCAGGGAUAUUACUCACAGCAGCAUGAGAGUCAAUUGGGAACGGGCCCCAGGGAAAGUGCGUAAAUACAAGCUGAGAUACAAAGCAACUGAAGAUGUUGAACUAAAAGAGCUGGAGGUGGAUCCAUCCCGGACAAGCACAGUUCUUCCUGAUUUGUUUUCAAAAACACUGUAUAAUGUUGAACUUGUUGCAGUGUACGAUGAAGGAGAUUCUGUGCCAAUAGCUGCACGAGCCACUACUUUACCCGUACCAGCACCACAAAAUCUGAGAACUGAUCAAGUCACCAAGACCUCUUUCCGGGGUACUUGGGACCAUGGAGCAGCCGAUGUAGCUCUCUAUAGAGUAAUGUGGGGGCCAUACGGUGGGACUGAAAAACAGGAGACUAUUCUAAAUGGUGAUGAAAAUACACUUGUUUUUGAAAAUCUGACACCAGACACAUUGUACGACAUCUCAGUUACUGCAAUUUAUCCUGAUGAAUCAGAGAGUGAUGAACUGAUUGGCAGUGAGCGCACAUUGCCUAUUAUACCAAUAACAACACCAGUGCCAAAGAGUGGUCCACGAAACCUUCAGGUAUACAAUGCUACAUCCAAUAGUUUGACUGUGAAAUGGGAUCCUGCCAUCGGACGAGUGCAGCGAUAUAGGAUCACUUAUCGACCUACAAGCAGUGAUGGUCCUGAACAAUCGACCACAGUAGGAGGGAGGCAAAACAACGUUGUACUCCAGAAGCUGCAGCCUGAUACACCUUAUAGUGUUACUGUUUCAUCUAUAUAUGCAGACGGUGAAGGAGGACAGAUGACAGGCAGAGGCAAAACUAAACCUCUAAACACUGUAAGGAACCUCAGAGUUUAUGAUCCAACCACCAGCACAUUGAACGUACGAUGGGAUCAUGCUGAAGGGAAUCCACGUCAGUACAAGGUGUUUUAUGCACCAGUGUCAGGAGGUGCAGAUGAACUGGCAACUGUCCCAGGGAACACAAAUUAUGCUAUUCUAAGGAAUCUACAGCCUGACACACAAUACAAAGUAACAGUGGUUCCUUCUUACCCAGAAGGAGAUGGAGGCCGAGUGUCUGAUAAUGGGAGGACAUUGAUAAGAGGAACUCCAAGAAGCAUUCAAGUGUAUAACCCAACAACAAAUAGCCUUAAUGUCCAAUGGGAACCUGCACCAGGGCCAGUACAGCAGUACAGAGUUGUCUAUGCUCCAUUGGUUGGCCAACGGCCAUCAGAAUCUGUUGUAGUACCAGCCAACAUGCGUAACGUUUUACUUGAGCGCCUAGUGCCCGAUACUCCCUAUUCAGUUAAUGUUGUUGCAUUAUAUGCUGAUGGAGAAGGAGAUCCCAGCCCUGGACAGGGAAAGACAUUGCCUCGCAGUGGGCCCAGGAACAUAAGAGUUUUUGAUCCUACUACAAACAGUCUUUCUGUUCAGUGGGACCAUGCUGAUGGACCAGUGCAACAAUACAGAAUCAUAUAUUCCCCCACUGUUGGUGACCCUAUAGAUGAAUAUACAACAGUACCUGGUAGAAGAAACAAUGUACUGCUUCAGCCUUUGCAGUCAGAUACACCCUAUAAAAUUACAGUUGUGGCAGUUUAUGAAGAUGGAGAUGGCGGACAGAUAGUUGGAAAUGGAAAAACAGUUGGACUGCUUGCUCCUCGGAACAUACACAUUUCAGAUGAAUGGUAUACCCGAUUUAGAGUUUCCUGGGAUCCUGCACCAUCUCCAGUUCUUGGGUACAAAAUUGUGUAUAAACCAGUAGGUUCUGAUGAGCCCAUGGAGGUGUUUGUUGGAGAAGUGACUGCUUAUACACUGCACAAUUUAUCUCCCAGUACUUCCUAUGAUGUAAAUGUUUAUGCUCAAUAUGAUGCUGGACUUAGUGCACCCCUGGUUGAUCGAGGCACUACAUUGUACUUGAAUGUCACUGAUUUGACCAGUUACAAUGUGGGCUGGGACACUUUUUGUGUCAGAUGGGCAGCUCAUCGGUCAGCCUCUUCUUACAGACUGAAGCUAAAUCCUGCUGAUGGAUCUAGAGGACAAGAAAUUACAGUUCGUGGAACAGAAACCAGCCACUGUUUCACCGGCCUUUCCCCAGACACUGAGUAUGAUGCUACCAUCUUUGUUCAGACUCCAAAUCUUGAGGGUCCUCCAGUGUCUACAAGAGAGCGGACAUUAAUAAAACCAACAGAACCACCGACAGAAGCACCAACCCCUCCUCCACCCCCUACAAUCCCACCUGCUCGAGAUGUGUGUAAAGGUGCCAAAGCAGAUAUAGUCUUCUUGACUGAUGCUUCCUGGAGUAUUGGAGAUGACAAUUUCAACAAAGUAGUGAAAUUUAUUUUCAAUACCGUUGGAGGCUUUGACUUAAUCAACCCUGCUGGAAUUCAGGUUUCCUUUGUGCAAUACAGUGAUGAUCCAAAACCUGAAUUUAAUUUGAAUAGAUAUGAUGAUAAAGCACUAGCACUGGGAGCACUUCAGAAUAUUCGAUACAAAGGAGGAAACACAAAAACUGGCAAAGCCCUUACUUUUAUCAAAAACAAAGUCUUGACAUGGGAAAGUGGCAUGAGAAAAGGUGUUCCCAAGGUACUUGUCGUUGUAACAGAUGGUCGAUCACAGGAUGAAGUGAUGAAAGCUGCAUCUGUCAUACAGCACUCUGGUUUCAGUGUCUUUGUUGUUGGUGUGGCGGAUGUUGAUUACCAUGAACUGGCCAAAAUUGCUAGCAAGCCCAGCGAACGUCAUGUUUUUAUAGUUGAUGACUUCGAUGCUUUUGAAAAGAUUGAAGACAACCUCAUCACUUUUGUUUGUGAGACAGCUACCUCAUCUUGCCCUCUCAUGUAUUUGGAUGGAUAUACCUCUCCUGGUUUCAGGAUGCUGGAAGCUUACAACUUAACAGAGAAGUAUUUUGCUUCUGUACCAGGAGUUUCCUUGCAAUCAGGAUCUUUCCCCAGCUAUAUGGCGUAUAGGCUUCAGAAAAAUGCCUUUGUCAGCCAACCCACAAGAGAGAUUCAUCCAGAUGGAUUACCAAAGGCUUACACUAUCAUAUUUUUAUUCCGUCUUCUACCGGAAACCCCCACUGAACCAUUUGCAAUUUGGCAGAUAACAGACAGAGAUUAUAAACCACAAGUUGGAGUUGUUCUUGACCCAUCCAACAAAGUAUUAUCAUUCUUUAACAAGGACACAAGGGGAGAGAUUCAGACAGUUACAUUUGAAGGUGAUGAAGUGAAGAAACUCUUUUAUGGAAGUUUCCACAAGGUUCAUAUUGUUGUAACACCCACAAGUGCUAAAAUCUACAUUGACUGUGUUGAAAUCCUGGAAAAACCAAUCAAUGAAGGUGGAAAUAUUACAAACGAUGGUUAUGAGAUACUUGGCAAACUACAGAAAGGUGAUAGGAAAACAGCUGCACUUGAGCUCCAGAACUUUGACAUUGUGUGCAAUGCAGUUUGGACCAGCAGAGAUAGAUGCUGUGACAUUCCUUCUAGGAGGGAUGAAGCUAAAUGUCCAUCGUUACCAAAUGCCUGCACAUGUGCACAGGAUAGUGUGGGACCCCCAGGACCUCCAGGACCAGCGGGUGGCCCAGGUUCUAAAGGCCCAAGAGGAGAAAGAGGUUUAACUGGACCUCCUGGGGAUCUUGGUCCUCGUGGAGAUGUGGGACCACCAGGCCCUCAAGGCCCACCAGGACCACAGGGGCCAAAUGGACUUUCCAUUACAGGAGAACCAGGCCGCCAGGGGUUGAAAGGUGAUGCUGGAGAGCCUGGGCUACCAGGUCGAUCGGGAUCUCCGGGUUUAACUGGCCCACCUGGUCCAAUGGGACCUCCAGGUGACAGGGGGUUCACUGGAAAAGAUGGCCCCGCUGGACCAAGAGGUCCCCCAGGACCAAUGGGUGCCCCUGGAGUGCCUGGAGUGGCUGGCCCAACUGGAAAGUCAGGGAAACCAGGGGAUCGUGGGUCACCGGGCCCAGUUGGAUUGAAAGGUGAAAAAGGAGACCGUGGAGAUAUUGCAUCCCAGAAUAUGAUGCGAGCUGUUGCAAGACAAGUCUGUGAACAAAUGAUAAAUGGUCAAAUGACCCGAUUCAACCAGAUGCUGAAUCAGAUUCCAAAUGAUUACAGUUCAAACCGCAAUCAGCCUGGGCCAUCAGGUCCCCCUGGUCCACCGGGACCUCCUGGGUCAAGAGGAGAACCAGGGGCUGGAGGCAGGCCAGGAUUCCCAGGAUCACCUGGCAUGCAGGGACCCCCUGGAGAAAGAGGUUUAGCUGGAGAGAAAGGUGAAAGAGGAAUUGGAUCACAAGGACCACGAGGGUUACCUGGGGCACCAGGUCCACAAGGGGAAUCCAGAAUGGGCCCACCAGGAGCCACAGGCUCACGCGGACCACCUGGUCCACCUGGGCGUCCUGGUAAUUCAGGUAUCAGAGGCCCUCCUGGGCCUCCUGGAUACUGUGAUUCUUCCCAGUGUGCUAGCAUUGCUUACAACGGCCAAGGAUAUCCAGGUUGACCACUCAUCUAAAGUUCCGGCUAACACCUUUUCUAAGUCACCAGUGCUGUUUACAGUCUGAAUAGAAUGAAAAUCCUGUUUCUGAGAUGUUUGCGCACGUGCUUAUUAGGAAGUAAAUCAGUAUGGAUAUUUCACCAUAGAUAAUGGUUAAAUGAGCAAUGUUGACCACAUAAGAUGGACAGAUUAUUUUUAUAUACUUACUAACAAGAAUGCAGUAAAAAACAAGGAAGUGUUUCAUUUGUUAAAGCGAGAGGAGAUAAACCCAGCCUUUAUAUUCAUAUUCUUCUCUCCAGCCCAGUAACAGAAGUCCCAGUGGCAAUGGAGACUUAUAGAACUAGUAACUAAUGGAUGUAACACCACCAUAGAUUUACCUUGGUGAAACAGACUGACUUUAUGUAAAUAGUAAACUAAUUGUGGCUUGUAAAUGGUUUGUAUGGGAUCAUGUCAACUAAAACAACUUAACAACAUUACAUUGUGCUUUUGCAUUAAAGACUGCCACUGCUGUGCUGCUGUCUUUUCCCCAUGUGCUAUCCUAACCUCUUUGAAACUGCUAGAAAACUUUCUCUUUGUUGCUAAUCAUGGUUUCCAUUUUCAGCAUCACCUUGUCUGAUUUAGGACUGGGGCUCUUUUGUAUAUGUAAUCUUAUUACAAAUGCACAACAAAAAUAAUUGAUUUUUAUUCUGGUCUUCUUCCAGUGUUUGGUGUUCCUCUAAUACCAGCUUAAUCUAAUAUAAGGAACACUGCCAAAAACAAUAUUUACUCAGUGUUGCCAUUGGUGAACACUUGGUGAAGAUAUCAGCUGUACUUUUUGAAACUUUUUUUAAAAAACAAGUCACAUGCUUGAGGUUUUCCAUUUUGACAAACCGUACUAUUUUUGGCACUAUGGAUUUCUAUUUUUGGCACUAUGUAUGUCACACUUAGAUUUCUGUUUCCAUCCAUAUACUUUCCUCUCAUUUUUAUGAUUUCCUUCCUUCCUCCAAAUUGACAACUGCAUUUUAAUUAUUACUAUUCUAUGUACAUCUUGCAAAACUAAUCUGCAAUCUUGUGGUUUUUUUGCUUGGGAAUUCACUCCCUUUGAACACUGGGUGAUGACGUAUUCCUGAGUAUAUAUACAUAGAAUUUAAGUUUUAAUAUUUUAAUGAUAUUAAAUUGUUUUUGUUUAUGCUUUGUUUAAUGUGAGCUGCUUUGAAGAAACUUUUUGUUUGUUUGUUUCAAAAGGCAACAUAAAAGUUUCUCAAUGAGUAAGCAAAUAGUGCAUUGAUCCCAUUUGGAGUAGACCUCUUUCCUCAUUUGAAACUCAAUGACAGUUUCACACUGUUCUCUUUGUUGGAGAAAGAGGUCUUUAUACCUAAUGCAAUACCUGCAUGAAUCAUUGGCUCAAGAUUAUUUACUGGGAAGUUAAUAGCCUUUUUGUUUUAUUUUGGAUGGAACUCACUUCCAAGUAAAUGCCCUAAGGAACAAAGCCAUAAAUAAAUGUGUCCAUCCUGGUAUUACUAAAACAAUAGUUUUU
Anolis carolinensis (green anole) is the source of this 11054-nucleotide messenger RNA. It is a transcript of the gene col12a1, whose product is annotated as collagen type XII alpha 1 chain. Lineage: Eukaryota; Metazoa; Chordata; Lepidosauria; Squamata; Anolidae. The record is from RefSeq and is a predicted model, not a curated record. The transcript is spliced from 67 exons. Gene Ontology annotation, molecular function: protein binding. The coding region runs from base 344 to 9544 and encodes 3066 amino acids.